AUGUUUAGACGUAAGAAAGACAAGAAUGAUGAGGGCAAGGUGGAUGCCUCGAAACUGAUACGCAUCGAAACGCCUAUUGCAGAUCUACCGGAGUCGAUCCAUCCUCCUAAAGUGGCGAGCUUGUCGUCCGAGCAGCAAAGCAAGUAUUUGGAAGUGCUCAAGCAUUUCCAAGAUCCCGAGUUGAAAGUGCCCACGGCAGAAAAGGCUGGUAGUGGGUCAGAAGCGUCUUUGGAGCCCUUGAAAUUACAAGAAAAGGCGUGGCUCACGAGAGACUGCUUUUUGCGGUACUUGCGGGCAACUAAAUGGAACGUUUCGGACUGUGUCUCUAGAAUUACGCUGUCGCUCGCUUGGAGACGGCAGUUCGGCAUAGACUGCUUUGGCGAGGAAAACGGCGAUGCUUUGACGGCCGCAACAGUGGAGGUAGAAGAGGAAACGGGGAAACAGGUGGUUCUCGGCUUCGAAAACGACGCACGUCCGAUCUUAUACCUCAAACCGGGUCGUCAAAACACCAAGACCUCGCACCGUCAAGUGCAACAUCUGGUGUUCAUGCUCGAACGGGUCAUCGACUUCAUGCCCACAGGUCAGGACUCUUUGGCUCUUUUGAUCGACUUCAAAGAGCACGCAGACGUGCCCAAGGUGUCUGGAGGCAGCAAGAUUCCUCCCAUCGGUGUCGGUAAAGAAGUUCUGCACAUUUUGCAAACACACUACCCAGAAAGACUGGGCAAGGCCCUGCUCACCAACAUUCCAUGGCUAGCCUGGACUUUCCUCAAAAUGAUACAUCCUUUCAUCGACCCGUUGACUCGAGAAAAGCUGGUAUUCGAUGAGCCGUUCCCCAAAUACGUCCCUGAAGACCAGCUCGACAAGCUCUACGGCGGAGUUUUGGACUUCAACUACAAACACGAUGUUUACUGGCCCAAACUGCUCGAGAUCGCCGCUCAGAAACGAGCUCACUAUUUGGCACGCUUUGAAAAGUUCGGCAGCAGGGUCGGGCUCAGCGAAAACGAUUUAAGAGGCACUCACUCAAACCUCCUACAUCCUGUCGAAUCUGCUACUAUGUAA
Lachancea meyersii CBS 8951 is the source of this 1059-nucleotide messenger RNA. Lineage: Eukaryota; Fungi; Ascomycota; Saccharomycetes; Saccharomycetales; Saccharomycetaceae. The record is from the annotation of a GenBank genome assembly.